UGAACAAGAGUUCUGGGGUGCUGAUGAUGCGCUACUCGUACAAAAGUGGUUGGCAGAUCUAAGGAAGAUGGGAUAUGUGUUCCCACUUCAAGCUCAACACAGCAACGUAUAUGUACCAAUCGAUGAAAAAUCUCGUGAAGUGAAUUGCCGACGGGCAACCGUUGAAUUCGAAAAUGAACCGGCAGACAAGGGACAGGACCACCAGCGAUCACAGGACAAGAUCAACGCCUUUGGGGAUCUUUCCGAUUGGUGUGCAGCAGCGAAUUUCUCAAAUUUUACCCACUCCCUGCCAUCACCGAAGCAAACAACGAGAUACCACGCUAAUCACAAUGUCCUAGCAGGGCUUAGAGAUAC
Cooperia oncophora is the source of this 354-nucleotide messenger RNA. The record is from the annotation of a GenBank genome assembly. Lineage: Eukaryota; Metazoa; Nematoda; Chromadorea; Rhabditida; Trichostrongylidae.